Molecule: messenger RNA, 4098 nt
Organism: Linum trigynum
Lineage: Eukaryota; Viridiplantae; Streptophyta; Magnoliopsida; Malpighiales; Linaceae
Source: the annotation of a GenBank genome assembly
AUUGAAUCCUUUGGUUUACCCCGACGGCACGUUCAAUUAAGCCGGCGUCCCCCUCCAUUGAGAAAAAAACAAACUCCACUAUUUGGUAAAAGGCAAAUGUCAGCACUCUGUUUUUGUUUUGUUUUGCUGAGAGGACGUCAUCAUGUCGCUCCUCUGUUUGCCGUGUCGUCUGCACAUUAAUUUCGUUUCACCAGUGUAAGACCAUUGAAAUUUUACCAAUGCAUUCACUUUACCCGAGUGAUUCAUCCAAUAAAGACCGGACCAAUUAAAUUCCGAUCAACCAAUUCAUCAUCACAGGUAGAGCCAAGGAAACGGGGACCGCCGUCGUCCUUCCAUCCAAUCCUCCUCCUGUGAUGGCCUACGGACAAUUCAAACUGGCGUUCGCUGUUUCUGGCUUUCAUCUAUUCUAGUUUGAACAAUUCCUGGUAAGAUACUAAGGUUAAUGGUCUUUUUUUUAAUUAUCUAACUAUAUGUUCUUCUUGUCCCUUUCCCCUGGGAGACUUUUGGACCGACGACUCGGGCAACGAACGAAAGAGCAAAGAUAGAAAGCAGAUUAGUUUUAGUAGCUUUCUGCUUUUUAGCCCGUUGACGGGUCCCUGCCCUUGGUCUCGUCUCCGUUCUGUUUUUGCUUUUCCCGGUCCCAGUUCUUGUGGGUCUCUUUCGCACGAACUUUCAUUUACUUCCAAUCUUCCAUCCCAUUCCCCCCUCUCUCUGUUUUUUUUUGCUGGGUGGCUAAUGAGAGGUUGUAGUUCACUACUAGUUUGUUGAUAAACUCCGAACUUCCCCCAAAUUGUUCUUCAGCUGCAUGCAACACACAUCCGUCCCUGUCUGUUAUACGCUUCAAUUUCUGUUUUCCUUCCAUCUCUGAUUCCUUUCACACACACUGAAUAAAGAAAGCUUCUUCUUACCCUUCUUUGCCUCGCAAGUUCGUUUUGGUAGUUAGAAAGUCCGCGGGGUUGAGCCGGGAGUCUGGGUCUUUGUUUACUAGUCUUGGGUUUGGCUCUGUAAAGGCCGAAUUGUGUGCUAACUAUGUACCUCGCCGAUAAAGUUUCCGUCUUUUCCCUCUUUGCUCUGCUUUUGUACGGUAUGGGAUGUCAGGAAACUGCAGUUUUAAGGUUAACCAACUUUUGAGUCUCUUUGGUUUGGGAGGACUGCAGUUUCCUGCUAGGUUUCCGUUGUGAUUGGGGGCUGCUAAGGAAGUUUGAUUAAGUUUUCGUUGAUUGGGGAUUUGGGUUAAAGCCAAUUGGUGUUGUUAGUUGAGAAUAAUUUCGUUGGUUGGUUUGGGGAAGCAAAGUGAUAACUAGUCUUCAAUCUUUCACCGAUCUGUUGCCCUAAGCGUUUGGUUCCAUAUCACAAGGCAAGCCUUUGUUGUUUCUUCAUGAUAAUAUAUGUUUUGGCUCGGUCUGAUCAUAAAGAUCGAAUACAAUUUAGCCUAAACACGGAAUUGAACUGACUGGUUGCUUGUUUGACUGACUCACAGAUUCAUUUGUCACGCCUGGUUUCAAUGGGAUCUGAUGCCACGGAGCAAGAAGAGGUUUCUCUUCAAUUUCAUUCAUUUAAGGUUCAUCAUUUGAUGUGUGCUCAGUUGAUGAAGUUGGUAGAAAGAAUUAGAGGAAUAUUUCCACAAAUAGAAGCCUCGCGACCUCGAUGCUCAUCUGGGAUACGAGCGCUGGUCUCAUUGGGCUGUGCCCUUGAACGGGCUAAUCAACUUCUUCAGUAUUGCUCCGAGUCAAGCAAACUAUACUUGGCAAUGACUGGAGAGGCAAUAGUUGCUAGAUUUCUGAGAUCAAGAAAGCAAUUAGAACAAAGUUUGGGUCAGAUUCAGACGAUGGUCCCAGUGACCUUGGCUACUGAGCUCUCUCCAAUUCUCGAUGACCUUGAAGCAGCAAACUUUGUGAUGGAUCCCUCUGAGGAGGAGGCGGGGAAGGUAAUGCUCAAGUUGCUUCACCAUGGAACAGAUUCAGCAGAAUCUCAAAUUAUAGUUUUUCGAGUUGCACUCUCUAAGCUUCGAAUCACCUCCCAAAGGGACAUAGUAAUAGAGAUGAGAUCUAUCAAGAAGCUUCUCGACACAGUUGGUGACAGCAGCCCCAACAAAACAGAGAUCUUGAGGACCCUUUUCUAUCUCUUAAAGAAGUACAAAAACUUAGUUUCAAUGAAACACCGAAAGGGUUACCAUGAAGGAACAACUCCCAUUACUGAUAAUAUCAACGAUGGGCAGGGAAAUCCAGGAGUAGGGAACCUCGGUGAUGAUGCCCGACAGCCUGAAAUAUUGUCAACUGAUGCUGCUGGACCACCUGAAGAGUUUAGGUGCCCUAUAUCAAGGAGAGUGAUGUAUGAUCCUGUCAUCAUUGCUUCUGGACAAACGUAUGAAAGGAUGUGGAUACAAAAGUGGUUUGAUGAAGGCAAUAACACAUGUCCCAAGACAAAAUCGAAGUUGGAGAACUGUUUCAUGACCCCAAACACCGGUAUGAAGGCCCUCAUAUCAAAGUGGUGUAUAAACUAUGGAAUCACCAUUACUGAUCCAACUACACAACCAUUGCAGUCUUUGGAUCUUUCUUCCGACUCCAUCACUAGCUUAAGCAGUUCUAUGAAUGAUAUUGUUCAACUCGAUAUCAGCAGUCUAUCACUCGGUUCUUUGGAAGCUAGUUACAGCUAUGAUGUUGUAGAACAUUCAAGAUCGAAGCUAAUGCCUGAACAUGACAGUCUUAGUAAGUGUGAGUAUCAUGCAAAAAUGUGUGACAAGGAAGUGGAGGUAUUAUCUCAGCUGUCAGAGCUUCCUUGGGAUUCUCAGUGCAAGAUUAUUCAGGAUAUAAAUAGUCGCCUGAAAAAUUGUGUGUGUCAAGUUUGGGAUUCUGAGUCAUCUAGAUUGUUUAUUGAACCGCUGCUUAUACAUUUGAGAGAUGCUCUUGAGCGGUGUGAUAUACCAGCCCAGAAGAAUGGAUCCAAAUUGUUCCUUGCACUUGUGGACAAAUCUGGAAGCGGAGCAUCACACUUGCAGGAAGAUGCAUACAGUUUGUUGGCAUCUUUCCUUGACUCUGAAGUAAUUGAUGAAACUGUUGCAAUAUUAGACAGGCUCUCUGCCCACCAAAACUGCAGGUCCAAAAUCGAAGCAUCUGGUGGCAUUGAUUUUCUCCUGAAGAUAUUCGACUGUGAGAGGAAGGAACUACAGGAACAGGUGAUCAGAAUCUUAUGCAACUUGUCCUCAUCAAGCAGUGACGUCUGUUCCAAGUUAGCUUCUUUGGAAUGUUGUAUUAUUCCGAAGCUGGUUCCUUUCAUCAAGGAGAGCAGUGUCGCAAGACACUGCAUCCUUCUGCUCAAAAACUUGUGUGACACGGAGGAGGCUCGGGUUACUGUUGCCGAGACCAAUGGCUGCAUCUCUUCCAUCGCUGAACUGCUGGAGAGUGAGAGCGGUGAGGAGCAAGAGCAUGCAGUGACUGUCCUUCUCUCUCUAUGCUCUCAGAGAGUUCAGUACUGCCAUUUGCUGAUGGAAGAAAGCGUGAUUUCUAACCUUUUUAGCAUCUCGUUGAAUGGGAACGACAAGGCUAAAGUGAGUGCAUUGGAAUUGCUUCGGCAAUUCAGAGAUGUGAAGCCUUCUGAAAGAACUGAGCUAGAAAGCAGCUCUCUUCCUCCUCAUUGCCUUGAUGAUGCAGCUGCUCAUGUAGAGGUUGUUUCUCCUCGUGGUACAGGAAGAAAGCAAGGAUUUUUUAGGAGCCUAGCUGGGUCUCUUACAUCCAAGAAGAAGGGAUAGAUAAAUGGUUUGCUCUUACCCGGUUUAGGUAUUCUCGUUAUUUUAUUUAAUUUUAUUUUUUUAUCCUUGGGAAGAGCCAAGGGUUUACCUGGUUGAAUCUAUAGUUAGAUAUAAUCACAUGCCUUUGUUAGUCAGUGGCUUUGUUUUUGUUUGUAGCAUAAGUUGGUUUUGUUUUCCAUUUUCCUUUCACUCUGAUGCCUAAUGCAGCUGUAUAUUUUUUGGUAGAAUGUAUAUGUACACAGAUGUGGCUUUGCUUGCCACUCAAUCCCAAUGUGAAUUGGACUCCUUGUUAAUAAUCAGAGGCUUUAGCUCCACUUACAUUUACUCCCCAAUAAAGAGACUAAUGGAAG